GGAAGCCGUCGGCGGGUGAGGCAGCGCGGCUGGUGGCCUCGAGCGAGAGAAGUGGCAGCCGUCGGCGGGAUGGGGGUGAUUGCCCCGCUGUGCCUUGUACUUCUUUGGGGAUGGGUGCCCGUCUUGGCGGGGCUGAGGCUUCUGAACACCCAGCCGCCUUUCAACUGCUCUCAGACGGGUCUGCACUGCAUUGUGAGAAACAGUAGCUGCUUGGAUAAGACCUGGCUUGUGGGUUCACAAUGGACUCCCUCAGCUCCAAGAUCUCUUGAUGUCCGUGCAGAGGUUCUCCCUGGUGAGGGGGGAGAACUGCUUCCUGUGCUGAAUAUACAGUGGAAGGUGGCAACUGAUGGAAGUAUUCGAAUCCUUCAAGGAGCAGAGUUAAAUGUACUGCAGGUGACCAGUAACCGGCAUGUCUGUGUUCAGUUCGAUUUUCAGAACAACCUUUUAGACCAAGUCAGACCAGAUGAUGGACGUCCGUGGAAUUUCUCUUUCAAUCAUUUUGUGGUGCAGCCAGGUCAGAGAUACCAAGUCACUGUCCAUCACCUGCCCAAAUUAAGCACUGAUGGUGACCAAAAUUACAGAAACCAGUCAUAUACAGUACCAGGUUGCACGAAUCCUGCCAUGAAAAUGACUGCUCCAUGUCUGCAAAUAGGUAGCCUGUGGGAGCCAGACAUUGAAGGGACAAGCCUAGGUGAUGAUUCUGUUGUGGUGAGCUUUAACCCAGCACUGGAUCCAGCCAGGUAUUGCAUCCGUGUGAUCAGUUUUCAAGAUGAAAAGGAAUGCAAGACAAGCACAAAAGAGAUCUCAGAGGAAGAGCUGCAGCCGCGGCUGAAUGUCACCAUAGAAAUAGAGAGAAACUUGAAGGCUUGUUGCUCAUACAAAGUGGAGAUCCAGCCAUUCUUUGCUGCUUGUGGCACAGAUUGUCGAAGGCAUUUUGCUUCCAUCCCAUGUCCUCCACCUGCUUUCCUCCCUACAAAAAAUGAUGACGGAAUGCCUACAACUGAUUCUUCAGUAUGGGUGUCCUGGUGCAGCACUCUUGUCUGCUUUUUAGUAGUCGGGACUAUCGUUGCUUGGGUUUUUUGCCAUGCUCGGAGAUAUAAAGGACCACUUUCUGGAACAAGUAGUGAUGAUGGUGCACACCAUGAUCUGCUGCACAUGUCACAGCCCGCCCCACUCCUGAAGCCCAGCAAGGUUUGGAUUGUGUACUCUGCCGAUCACAAGCUCUAUGUCGACAUUGUGAUCAAGUUUGCUCAGUUCAUGUUCACGGAGUGUGGAACUGAGGCGGUCUUGGACCUGCUGGAGGAUCAUGAGAUUUCCAAGGUGGGAGCCAUGCGCUGGCUCACCCGCCAAAAGCACGAAAUGGAAGCCCACUCCUCCAAGAUCAUUAUCUUGUGUUCUCGAGGUACGCAAGCCAAGUGGCAAGCCAUGCUCGGGCAUAAGGAAGGGUCUGUCUCUCUCAGACAGGAUAACCUGCUGCCCAUGGGAGACAUGUUCACUCCCGCUCUGAAUCUGAUCCUGCCAGACUUCAAGCAGCCAGCUUGCUUCGGCACAUACCUGGUCUGCUAUUUCGAGGGCAUAAGCAACGAAAGGGAUAUCCCAGACCCCUUCAACGUCACCUCCAAGUACCAGCUGAUGGACAAGUUUGAAGAAGUUUACUUCCUGAUUCAGGAUAUGGAGAAGUUUGAGCCAGGGCGGGUCCAUCAGAUUCCAGAGAUCUCUGCUGAAAAGUUUGCCGAAAGCCAGAGCGGCAGGAAACUGAAAGAAGCUGUGCAGAGGUUCAAGGAAUGGCAGGUCGAGCACCCUGAUUGGUUCGAAAAAGAAAACACUAGCUGUGAGGGAGAGGAUGACCUGCAGUCUCUGAAUGGGGAGCUUUGUGAGGAUUUAACGCUGGACAGGGGGGGGAUUUUGAAACGGCAACUACUCCCACGGGAGCCUGAGCCCAACAGCUGUUGCCUGGUCAACCUCUGCAUCAAUGAAGAUGAGCUUGGAACCUGUAAGCUGCUUCCCCAGCUUCUUCCACAAGAACAUCCGGCAUUCCAAACCCUGAUCAUUCCUGCAAAAGACGAGACUUCUCCAGUCCAGGUAGUAGAGCUAGUUGAUCUUGCAGAAGAAAGAGAGGUGAUCAGCCAUCAGCUGUUGACCAGCGAAGAUUGGCUGGAAGGAGGAGACCCAAUGCUGGAGAUGAGCAUGCCAAGGAGGAACAGUGUUGUUCUUCAAGAAGAACUAUCCUCCAAUGCCCAGCCCCUACCAGAUGAUGUAAGGCAACAGCUGGAGGGACUAAUGUUUUCUCUCUAUCACCAAAGCGUUGUGUUUUCAGAACCGCCUAUCAGCCAGGAAGUUGUUAAUGAACAAGAGCCACCCCUGGUUUUCGAGGAUAUGCGCAAAGAUCAGAGGCAGUCAAUGCAAUCGGACCAGGGUUACAUUUCCAGAUGUUCUCCUUUGCCUUCAGAUGGCCCUGUUGAAGAAGAGGAGGAGGAGGAGGAGGAGGGAAAAGAUCAGGAAAGCCACAGAGAUGCUGAGCAUAUCUCUCCAGAUGUCUUGGACAGCCUGAAGAGUCUUCAGCAGCAGCUGUUUUUCCAGGACAUUCAGCAGAACUCCUGUUGGAGCUGCAAAGCAGGGAGAAUGGGUGCUCUCUAGAGGUUGCUGACCAGGAUUUGUGGUUUUGGCUAUAGGUUAAGAAUGCAAACAUUCCUGGCUCCCUCAGGCAGCUUUGGGUAGGUGUCUUUAUAGCACACGUUUUGUGUGUGAAGUCUGAUGGACACAUCUGAUGAAUAGCAGCCUUCUGGCAGUGGCGCUGAACUCAUCCACACGUUUUAUUGACAGCAUCUUCUAGAAUAUCUCACGUUCCCUCAAUCUAUCUGUGAAUGGCGAACAAUCUUACAUAUAGAUUUAUGCAGAUAAAUUGACAUGGCACACUGCCACUUGGGAGCACAAGAACAUUCAGUGGGGCAGAGGUAGAACCCAUGAGGCUGGCUCUGUUUGUUGACCCUCCAAAGCAGUUGGCUGGUCACUUUCUGAGACAGGAUGCUGAACUAGAUGGUCUGAUCCUGCACUGAUGGUAGAAUGCAAGAACUGUGGAUAUUGCAGCUGGCUUAGUCCAUGUAGUAACAAAUAAUCGAUUGUUGUAAGAAAAGUCCUUCAAGACAGAUGUUGAGUCUUGUUCCCCAGGAAGCACUUGAACUCUGGGUUAUUUCAGUUUAGGAUCAAUAAGGUAAAACACUCCUGUAUCAAUCUGAAGUCCUGCAUGGAGUAAUUGUUCAGUUUCAUUUUAAGUACUGCAGUACUUAAUUUUCUGUCUCCAGCCCGAGUUAAGGAUUUUUCCAGGGACUGAAUUUGGCAGACUUCAUAAUCAAGUUGUAGUUGAAGAAUAAUUCAGAUUGCUUAAGCAGUCUUCUACAAGCACCUAGGGGUUUUUUUACAAUGGGGGUGCCUUUUGUUCAUUGUGUAAUGUGUGCUGUGCACCGGGAUGCUGACUUGGCCAGGGAUGCAGGCAGAUGAGAGGGAACAGUUGAGCAGUACAAGAAGAGGGGGAUUAACUUUCUAGCCACUUAGCUAGUCUUUCAAACAUUGCUGAAUUCAAGCCCAAUGUCAGAAGCUAAGCAGGGCCACCCUUGGCAAGUACUUGGGGUGAGAGACUUCCUUCGUAUACCAGGACCCAGAAGGCAGAGGCAGCCUGUAUCAAGCCACUUCUCUGAAUGUCCUCCAUGCCUCAGUAGGGGUUGCCGGAAAUCACCAUGAUUUCCAUGCAUGCACACAGGCACACACACACAAAGGAAAGCUGGAUGUAGAUGGGAACUGAUGAUGGAUCUGAUACAGCUUAAUAUAAUGUAUUGCACUCUUUUUUGGCAAAGCCAUAUUGUGGACUGCCCUUGACCAAAGUAGGUUCUUCACAUCUCCUUGAGAUGGACUUCCAAAGUUGAUUAAUCACUGCUUAUAAGAAGCUGAAAGGUUACUUGGACUUCAUGCACAUCGUUGACAAAUUCAAUACAAGCUUACUGAGCAGCAGCUCCCAUGGUGUGAUUUGGGAGAAGAAUGUAUUUCAUUACAUUCUCCUUGCCCCACUGGUCUUUUGGCUUGGAAAUUACACUGUGUUUGAAUAAAAUAUUAGCACACUUGGUGCUUGUCCCAUAGGUUUAUGCAGCAAACCUGAAGUGUUUCUCUGCCUCUUCCACUGGCAGCUGUUAAUAGCUUUUGAUUAUGCAACAAUGUAUUUUGUAAGCACUUCUCUAGCUCUUUUUGUUAAAUAUUUGUAAGUACAGAGAGUAAUUUUGGUAUGCUGUAUGCUAGUUAGUCUACACUUAUUGGUUUUUUCUACUUUUAUGUGUUUCUUUUUCCUUGCAAGGAAAAUAAUGUACAGUUGUAUUUGCUCACUGGAAGGUGAAUGAAUGGUUGCCAAAGUGUUAGCCUUGAAUACAGCAUUUCUACCCAGAAUACAUCAUGCUUGGAGGGAAUGGCAGUGACUCAGUAAAGCUGAGACUGGUAUUCCACAGGCACUGUUUGUAGAGACACAUCGUUGUGUCUUCUGUCACAGAGAUACGCUUCCAAGAUAUUAAAGAAGUUUCUAGGCUCCAGGUGUGCUGCUCCUUCCCUCUGUCUUUCCUACCCAAAGGCUCAAGUGACAGAGGCAGUGCAAGCAUUUCAAGGCCUCAAAUAUGAAUUCCAGUGAGGUUUUCAAUGAACUUCAAAAUUCUUACCUACAGAAUCAGUAGGAUGGUUCUUUUCAAAAAGUGUGAGGAUUGUCAAGCAAAGAUAGCCCAGAAUGACAAUCAGAUUGCGUCUAGGGAUGAGCACAAGCCUCACCACGAACCAGUUCGUGAGACCUUAGUUCAUGAGGUCGCAUCUCACAUGGACCACCAUUUUUUCCAUGUAUGUUUGUGAGGUUUGAGGCACGGGUACAUGAGCUAGACAGGCUGGUGCUGAUGAAUUGUCAAGGCAACGGGGGCAGGGGAUGGACUUCCGCAGUCUGGAAACACCUGUAAUAGCCCUCCAAAGCUUGACAGGCAGCUCUGGCUGCCAAUAAGAAAGCUCCCAUUCUGCUCAAUGGGAACAGAAUGGAUAUAUACCUCUAGCUCAUACACAGCUCUUGUUACUUGGCACUGGGCAAUUAGGCAGAGAGAGGAGGAGCGCUGGGAACAGUGCUGGUGCUUCAGGGCCUUCUGAGGCACCUGUCCUCCUGCAGCAGCCAGGCAGUGGGGCUCAGCUAGUGACCACAGUCACUUUUAGUGGGAGUCUGCACCUUUCCCUGGCUGGGGUGGUGUCUGGUGAGUUCAGGGCUCCGACUCACCAGCUGUCCCCCUGCUACAGUUCCUGGGCUGAGGAACCACCCUCCUUCCUAAUUGUCUACCCCCCCCCUCUGUGCUCCGAGGGUGAGAGUGAAGGGGCAGGGGUUCUUAUCAUGGGGGAGAGAAGUUCAUCUUUAGGAGAAAGAUGGCAGGCAGUAGAUGGAUUAGUUCAGUGCCUUGUUCUUGAGAAGAUCACCUCUCAGCCUGCUCCCCCUUCCACAAGUGCUUACAAAGGUUCCCCACAGAUAUAAAAGCAGGUUGGUUACUGGAAGGGCUUUUUUUCUGACAGGAACUCCUUUGCAUACCCCUGAUGUAACCAAUCCUCCAAGAGCUUACAGGGCUUAUUGUAAGAUCUUUGAGGACUGGCUGCAUCAGGGGUGUGUGGCUUAAUAUGCAAAACAGAGUUCCUGCUACAAAAAAAGCCCUGGUUACCAGUGACCUUUUUGAGCAGAAAAAAAAAGUAUGUGGGAGAAGAGGUUUUCUUAGUUGCAGAAAUCGUAUCACUCACCUGAUUUUCUUUCCCAAAAGGUAAUAAAACAUGUCAAGAUAAAAA
Molecule: messenger RNA, 5835 nt
Organism: Heteronotia binoei (common prickly gecko)
Lineage: Eukaryota; Metazoa; Chordata; Lepidosauria; Squamata; Gekkonidae
Gene: IL17RA
Product: interleukin 17 receptor A
Exons: 12
Coding region: 70-2637 (855 amino acids)
Molecular function (GO): interleukin-17 receptor activity
Source: RefSeq, a predicted model, not a curated record